UGGUACACAUAGGAUCUCACUAUAUGAUAAUUUCACCAUGCAUAUAAUGCGCCUUGAAUUUUGUUCAUUUGGCUCCAAAUAAUUGGGAGACCAAGUCUUUCCUUAGUCGUUAUUACUCUUUGUUUGGGUGAAUUUUUUAAAAUUUGACUUAUAAACCCCUUUCAUUCACAAUUGUAAUUUUUAUUUUAAAAGUCUAUGUCUUUCUCCCAUCUCUCUUUCCCUAUUGUUUUUAUACCUUUCAUUCAAUCUAUAUAGAUUUUUUGUUAGUUUGGUUUGGGUGGUGCGAGGGAGGAGGAGAUAGAAAUGGAUGCCCUAGAGGAGGUGGUCGUCGGAGGUCCAAAUGAUCUCUCCCUCCCCAUUGCCAACAAGGGCAAAAGAACCAAACGCUCCAAGCCCCAUUCUCCUAUCAUCUCUUUCACCAUGGUAACUCCAUCACCCCAUUCCUCCGCCGCCGGAGACGAUGACAACACCGCCUCCGGUGCUUCUGCCUCCGGAGGUGGCUUUGCAUUAAUCCUCCACGACACGCCGCCCACCGCUGAGGACGAAGAUAUGGCUCGUUGCCUCAUGCUCUUGUCCCGCGGUGGGACUCCUUCAUACAAGGAGGACGACAUUGGCGCUUAUAACAACAACAACAACAACAACAAUUAUGUUGGUAGCAAGUUCUGCAGCAAAAAGUACGUAGAGACGAGCACCGUGGGCGGGGGCGCGAAAGUCGGGAUGUACGUCUACGAAUGCAAGACUUGCGGGCGCACGUUCCCGACGUUUCAAGCGUUGGGGGGGCAUCGCACGAGCCACACGAAGGAGAAGCCCGUGUUGGCGAUCGAGGCUGCAAAGAGGCCGGCGGCUUUGGCAUUCUACGACGGCGGGGACGAGGACUACGACCCGUCCCCGCCCAACAAGACUGCCAGAGCCUCUUUCUCCCCCCUCCAUCUCAACGAUUCCGCCAAAUCCUCUCCGAGGAUUCACGAGUGCUCCUAUUGCGGCGCGGAAUUCACCUCCGGUCAGGCGCUCGGCGGCCACAUGCGGCGCCACCGCGGUGCCGCCACCGUCGCCACGGUCGCCUCUUGCAGCUUUGAGAAAAGGGUGUUUCAAAAGGAUAAUCAUGGAGACUCUUUGAAUUUAGAUCUCAACCUUGCACCUGCCGGAGGAAUCCUAUUUUGUUCUCAUCCUUAAAAAUCUUUCAAUUUUUUCUAUGUUAAAUGAUGUUUGAAGUAUUUUGAAUAAACUAUUUUUUUUGAAUAUGAAAAAAAAAUUGAAUAAAACGUUACACAUUUUUUAAUUGACUCAAUAAAGAAUUUCUAAACUGAUCGAAAAUCAUUUUUCAACUUACUCAUUUUUAUGUGAAAAAUAUUUCAAGAGUACUGUAGAAAAAUAUUUCCAUCACUUUUGGAAAUAUUUUCUAAGACUCGGAUAAAAAUAAAAAGUCUUAAAAAUCUCUUUUUUUUGAAGGCACUUAAAAAUCUCUAUUUCAAUUGAUCUUCAAUAAAGCUUUGGCCCAAAU
This is a messenger RNA of Cuscuta campestris, 1501 nucleotides long. NCBI's taxonomy places the organism in Eukaryota, Viridiplantae, Streptophyta, Magnoliopsida, Solanales, Convolvulaceae. The record is from the annotation of a GenBank genome assembly.